Molecule: messenger RNA, 642 nt
Organism: Stegastes partitus (bicolor damselfish)
Lineage: Eukaryota; Metazoa; Chordata; Actinopteri; Pomacentridae
Gene: gmfg
Product: glia maturation factor, gamma
Exons: 8
Coding region: 95-523 (142 amino acids)
Biological process (GO): actin filament debranching; negative regulation of Arp2/3 complex-mediated actin nucleation
Cellular component (GO): cortical actin cytoskeleton
Molecular function (GO): Arp2/3 complex binding; actin binding
Source: RefSeq, a predicted model, not a curated record
CCGUCUUCUGAGAGUAGCUGUCAGUUUGUCGCAAACUGUUUCAGGAAGACGGUGUCACCCUGAAGACACAGAGGCAGCGAAGGAUCCUUUGAGAAUGUCAAGCUCCCUGGUUGUGUGUGAAGUGGAUGAAAGCCUGAAAGAGAAACUGAAAAAGUUUAGAUUUCGAAAAGAGACCAACAAUGCUGCCAUUCUAAUGAAAAUAGACAUGGAGAAGCAGCUUGUUAUCCUUGAGGAGGAGUAUGAGGACAUCUCACUCGAUGCGUUGAGAGAAGAACUUCCAGAGCGGCAACCCAGAUUCAUUGUCUACAGCUACAAAUACGUCCAUGCUGAUGGGAGGGUGUCUUACCCUCUGUGCUUCAUAUUCUCCAGUCCGAUGGGGUGCAAGCCAGAGCAGCAGAUGAUGUAUGCGGGCAGCAAGAAUCGACUGGUCCAAGCUGCAGAGCUCACAAAGGUCUUUGAGACAAGAAACGCUGAUGAUUUGACAGAAGAAUGGCUGAAGAACCAGCUGGCAUUUUUUCGCUGAAUAUGCAUCGUCUAUAUCUCCAGUACUAUAAUGUACAGUAAUUUGUGAAACAUGACUGUCAAUUUAAUUUCCAGUUAUUGUGUGUUAUUGUUAAUAAAUGAUUAGUGUAUCACAAAUCA